Messenger RNA from Centruroides sculpturatus (bark scorpion), 980 nucleotides. RefSeq names its product elongation of very long chain fatty acids protein 3-like. NCBI's taxonomy places the organism in Eukaryota, Metazoa, Arthropoda, Arachnida, Scorpiones, Buthidae. Gene Ontology annotation, cellular component: endoplasmic reticulum membrane. Gene Ontology annotation, molecular function: fatty acid elongase activity. The coding region runs from base 109 to 909 and encodes 266 amino acids. Gene Ontology annotation, biological process: fatty acid elongation, monounsaturated fatty acid; fatty acid elongation, polyunsaturated fatty acid; fatty acid elongation, saturated fatty acid. The transcript has 4 exons. The record is from RefSeq and is a predicted model, not a curated record.
CAGUUAUUUUUUGAAGGGAGAGAUAAUCUCUCGUCUAUUAACAUCUAAUUUUUCCAAUUGUUUGCUCAAAUUAAAAUUUGUUGGACUGCAUAAAUAAAACAAGCAAUUAUGGCAAACGUAACAUUUCCAGUACUAGAACCAUUUCAAUUUGAAAAAUUAAUUGAUGGAGUAGAAGUGAUAGAAACUGAAAAUAAAACAUGGCAUCAUCAAAUAUAUUAUUCCAUGGUUUAUUUAGUAGUUAUAUUUAAUUUAAGAUCAUACAUGAAAGAAAAAGAAGCUUUCGAACUGAAGUAUUUACUAGCUUUUUGGAAUUUUACAAUGGCAUUUAUCAGCAUAUUUGCUACUGUUCGUAUGUUACCCGGAUAUUUACAUCUGGUAUGGGAUUUUAGCAUGGCCUUCUCUAUCUGCGAUCAAAAUUAUGGUUUGCAAAUGAAUGCUUCCGUAUUUUGGGGAUGGCUUUUUAAGAUUCUUAAAAAUAUCGAAUAUGGUGACACUGUGUUUAUUGUGUUACGUAAAAGAAAACUCACCUUUCUUCAUUACUAUCAUCAUGCUCUAACUGCAAUCAUCACAGCUUUCGCUAUUGCCAACAGACUUCCUAUUGGUCAUGGAUUUAUUGUUGCCAAUUAUUUUGUUCAUUCGCUUAUGUACACAUAUUACAUGUUGGCUGCUUUAAAUAUAAAAAUACCAAAAUAUUGUAGCAUGGCAUUGACUUCUAUACAAAUUCUUCAAAUGCUAUAUGGUUGCUUUCUGUGUUAUAUGGCAUUUUAUUUCCGAGCGUUUAGAGAUGAUUGUAGAUUUCCUUUAAGACCAAUAUUUAUUAUUAUUGUAAUGUAUGUUUCGUAUUUUUUCUUAUUUGCACGAUUCUUUUAUGUCAAUUAUGUUUGUUCUAAAAAGAACAAAAAAGAAUAAACUAUGAAUUAAAGUAAUUUGAACAACAAAUAACCUACUUUUUCUCGUAAUCAAAUUCUUGUCUUCGAAAC